AUGGUAGAGGAGCCUCCUACUUUAGGCUCCUGCAGUUUUUCAAGCUUUGGUCAACGUAGUUCUCAGGGAUUUUUUGAACAUUUUCGUCUUUGUAUAUUUAGAUAUUCUGAUUUACUCAAAGAAUAUGCAGGAGCAUCGCAAACACGUUUGCCAAGUUCUUCAACGUCUCCUGGAGAACCAACUGUUCAUAAAAGCCAAGAAGUGAGUUUCACCAGUCAUCUGUCACUUUCCAGGGCUACAUCCUUGAGGGUGGACAGAUCUCUUUUUCCUGGUCAUCUGAAGCCGACGCGGCUUUUUGUACCCUCAAGGAGAAGUUCGCUUGUGCCCCCAUCUUGGUCCACCCGGAUUCUGCAAGACAAUUCAUCCUGGAAGCCGACACAUCGGACAUCAGGUUCAGCAAUACAGAGAGGAACUACGACGUGGGUGACAGAACUCCCGGGGAUAAAGUUGGCCCUUAAGGAGUGGCGCCACUGGCUUGAGGGGACCAAACAUGCCAUCCAAGUCUGGACUGAUCACAAUAAUUUGGCCUACCUACAGUCAGCCAAAAAGCUAAACCCACGUCAGUCUCGCUGGUCCUUAUUUUUCUCUCGUUUCGACUUAUGUAUUUCUUUCAGGCCUGGACCUAAGCCUGAUGCCUUCUCCAGACAAUUCGCCACAGACGAUUCGGUGAGGGAACCUGCACCCAUCAUACCACCCAGUUGGUCGGUCGGGGCACUUAGAUGGGAGAUUGAGGACACGGAGUUAAAGGCUCAACAACAGGAGCCCGAUCCUGGCAAUGGGUCACCUAACCGUAUCUACGUCCCAUCUACAGUGCGAGCUUGAUUAAUUAACUGGCUGCACACAGCAAGGUUUUCGGCUCAUCCAGGUGUUAGUAGAACUAAUGCAUUGGUUCAAAGGAGGUUUUGGUGGCCAACUUUACAUAAAGAUGUGAAGGAAUUUGUUCAGUCUUGUGCUACUUGUGCUAGGAAUAAGUCUUGCAACCAGCCCCCUGCAGGUCUUCUCCAACCUCUUAGCAUCCCAAGUCGUCUCUGGUUCACAUAGCUUUGGAUUUUGUUACUGGUCUUCCCCUCUCUUCUGGUAUGACAACUAUUCUCAUUGUAGACUGUUUUUCUAAAGCCUGCCAUCUCAUCCCUCUCAGAAAACUUCCUUCAGCCCUUCAAACCGCCAAACUCCUCACUAAACACAUCUUUUGUCUCCAUGGAAUUCCACAGGACAUUUGCCUGAUCGGGGUCCACAGUUCAUUUCAGGUUUGGAAACAGUUUUGUUUAGCUAUCGGAGCCAAGAUUUCAUUAACGUCAGGUUACCACCCACAGUCUAAUGGUCAGACUGAAAGAUUAAAUCAGCAGCUAGAAUUAACCCUACAAUGUCUCAUGUCCACUAACCCUUCUGACUGGUGUGCAUAUCUACCUUGGUUAGAGUGUGCUUUAAAUUCUCACAUCUCCUCUGCCACUGGACGUUCGCCUUUUGAGGCCUCACUGGGCUAUCAGCCACCCUCGUUUGCUGCUGAUAAAAGAGAGAUCACUGUGUCAUCUGUCCACCAACAUGUUCGCCGCUGUAAGACCAUUUGGAACUCAACGGUCCUGAGCCUCAAUCGCACUGCAGAUCAAAACAAAUGUUUUGCUGACCGCAAACGCAGACCUGCACCGCAGUAUCGACCUGGACAAAAGGUUUGGUUGUCGGCACGUGAUGUGCCCCUUAAAUCCAUGUCUAGGAAACUUUUGCCUCGUUUCAUUGGUCCCUAUGAGAUUGAGUCGGGAAUUAGUCCAUCUGCUGUUCGCCUUCCUGCAAGUCUUUGUAUCCAUCCCACAUUCCAUGUUUCCCAGAUAAAGCCAGUGGUCUCAAGUGACUAAAUUUUAUUAGAAAAUUACAUUAUUAUUUAACUAUGACAUUCAUUUUCUUUGAAAUGGCCAACAAUGCUUUAUAAAGUUUAAUGUAUACUUAAUUUUG
Molecule: messenger RNA, 1947 nt
Organism: Girardinichthys multiradiatus
Lineage: Eukaryota; Metazoa; Chordata; Actinopteri; Cyprinodontiformes; Goodeidae
Exons: 4
Coding region: 1-822 (273 amino acids)
Source: RefSeq, a predicted model, not a curated record